Molecule: messenger RNA, 2049 nt
Organism: Arctia plantaginis
Lineage: Eukaryota; Metazoa; Arthropoda; Insecta; Lepidoptera; Erebidae
Source: the annotation of a GenBank genome assembly
AUGGACAAAAAUACUUAUGAAACUUAUGAGUUCUUACCAGCGAAUCCUAGCGAAACUGAACCUGAACAAUUCUUUGUUGUGCAAGAUGAUGGUUCUUUCCUACUAAACAGACAAAUUCAGUAUGUAGCACAAGUCGAAGAUGUAAAAGAAGUUUUGGAGGAUGUGCAGCCCUGUACAGUAUACGGUGUGGGGGUCCCCUCUCAACAAUUCUUUGUGGAUGUUGAUAAUUCAACGGAACUUAUAUCUGUGUCAGAUCAAUUUAUUCUACCUGAUGGAGAAAAUAGUCUAUAUACCAAUAGUUAUUUAUUACAACCAAGCUCAAGCACAACUACUGAAGAGGUGGAAUCUGAUGUUGUAGCUGAUCAAUUCAAAGAAGCAAACUCACAAGAAGAGGAUAUAGAUAUCGCAACACAUGACAGCAAACAGGGAAACAAUUUUACUGAGAUAACUAUAAGCGACGAGCAGUAUCAAACUUUAGAACAAAAAGGCUGGAUCUUGUUAGAAUCAAAUGAUAAAAUAUUUGUACUGAAUACACUCGGGUUGCAUGAUAUCACAUCCAAUGAUAGAUUGAUACAGAAACUAAGAAAUGAAAUCCAGAAUAGUACAAACAGUGAAAACAAUCCCGGAACAAUUAAAUUAAAAAAUGUUUCAAGUCAGUUCCCGAAUUUAGUCGCGCAAUCGUUUACCGACCAACAGGACACCAUGGAGUUUGUUAUAGGAAGCAAUGUUGAACAAGAUGAUAAUAUUAAGGUAUUAAAGUUUGUCGUCCAUGAUAACAAAGAAAAUAUAGCAGCGUCUUGCCUCAACGUAGAACAAAUGGACGUAUCAGACAGUAAUCAAGAAUCCGAGUUUAAGAAUAAUAUAAAUGAGAUAGCAAUAAUUAAGCAAGAGUCAAUAAAUGAUACCAGUUCAAUAAAAAUAAAAACCAAAUUUAAUUUCAAAGAUAUUCCAGAAAAAAUUGUACUUGGAAAAACUUUGAACGGAAAAAGAUUAGUAGCUAAAGUGGUGAAAACAGUAUCAAAAAGACAGAACAUGAUAAAACCUGCAAUAUCUAAUGAGUGCAAAACUGAAAAUAUAGUAACAGAAACUGUUACAGAUAAUUCAUAUAACAAUAAUAACGGUUUAAGUGAAACGGAGCUAGUAAGUCUUAUACAGCAUUCAGUGCGCAGUACAUCUCAAACUAAAUUGAGCGUCGAGGAUGUCACAUCAGCCCAUAGUGUGAUUGGACAGCUACUCAAAGUGCCCAAUAUAGAAAGCUUGUUAGUUGGACAUAAUUUAAUCAUUACUAAGGUAAAAAAUAAUAAAGAAGAACCAAGCGCAAAUUCAAACAGAAGAGACAUGGUCCUUAUGACGGGUCACGUGACGGAAGACGAAGAUUGUUCUUCGAAUUUCGAGCACUUGCCUGAUCUAUUGCAGAGUAUUAAAGCAAAAUCAGUUGAAGCCAUGACUAACGAAAACCAGCACCUAGAGUGUAUUGACCACGAAAAAGAGACAUGUACAAUAUUCCACGUCCAUAUUACAGAAACAAAAUGUCCUGACAGAGUCACUCGAGUGUCUGUCACUUUAAACAAAAGGCAACUGUCAUUAAACCAAAUGUUUGACUUGAAGAGGCGUCAUCCGCACACGGUAUUUGCAUGUAGUGCAUGUGCAGCUUUAUUUAAAUCUGAAGAAGCCCUGAAAGAACAUCAAGAAAACGACUGUUUGGAGUCAGAUGAAAUAUUGACCAUAGAUACAGACAAGAUAGACAUGGUUGACGCAUACUCUAUCAUUAAGACUGAAAAGAAUAAAUAUUACAAGUGUAAACAGUGUGAUGUACAUUUCUCAAAACUCUACCCUUGCGUACGGCAUGUCAAAACCCAUUUGGGACUUCACCUGUCUAAACCAGAAGCAAAUAAAGAUAAGGAACUAACAAAUGAACAAGGCGACAAAGAUAAACCAAAGACACGCAGAGAAGUUUUUAAAUGCAAAAUGUGUCCCAGUACGUAUUUUCAUCCUUCUACACUUUCUAAACAUAUUGUAACACGCCAUAUUAAAGUUAAGGCAAAAUAA